Molecule: messenger RNA, 663 nt
Organism: Triticum dicoccoides
Lineage: Eukaryota; Viridiplantae; Streptophyta; Magnoliopsida; Poales; Poaceae
Exons: 2
Coding region: 1-663 (220 amino acids)
Source: RefSeq, a predicted model, not a curated record
AUGGGGCCGAUGCUGCAACGUGGGGGCAAGCUCUGGCUGCAGCUAUUAGUAUUUGUCGACGUAUGGGCCAAGCCGAAGACGAUAUCAGCCACCUCCGAAGCCGUUGUGGAAUGGACGUCGACGACACCCAGCAGUACAUCUUGCGCCACCGGCACCGGCACCGUGCCUCGCGGCAUGCAGUACUCCAUGUUCGACAGCGGGUUCGCUGAUGGCUUCGACCCGGCGAGCCUCGGCCUCAGCUUCCCCGCCAGGCUGCUCUUCACGGACAACUGCACCUACGCGGCGGACGGCUGCGCGCAGCAGCAGCACAAGGCCCAUGGGAACGAGAUGGAGCAGUGGACGGCGGCGCUGAUGGACAGCUUCCCAUUCACGUACGCCAUGGGUCAUCAGAUGUCUGGACCGCCAGCUGAGGCAACGCCCAUCGCAAUAGCAGAGAUGGAGGGCAUGUUCCACUCCCACCUCGCGCUACAAAGCGGCGGUGGGGGCAAUGGCGAUGAGGGGAAAUGCCACCAGUUCCACCACCCCCCGAGCAAGAGAGAUCAGCGGCAGCAGCAUUACCGGAGCAACAAGGGUAUAUACAGGCACGUGGUCAAUGGCAAUGGCAGCGGCUGCUACAAUUUCUAUUCCAGCACUAGCAGUACGCAGCUGCUCCUAAUUAGCUAG